This is a messenger RNA of Corythoichthys intestinalis (scribbled pipefish), 2033 nucleotides long. Its product is annotated as piggyBac transposable element-derived protein 3-like. The coding region runs from base 19 to 1989 and encodes 656 amino acids. The transcript has 2 exons. Lineage: Eukaryota; Metazoa; Chordata; Actinopteri; Syngnathiformes; Syngnathidae. The record is from RefSeq and is a predicted model, not a curated record.
GCACAUGUCAAAUUCAAGAUGGCUGACAACCCACCCAAACAUUCUGAUGGCUCCUCCCAAUCCAAAAGUCGACCAGAGCGUUAUUCUCUGCAACAAGUAAUGAAAAUGCUGGGGUUAAUUGGUGGAGAAAACUCUGAGGUGGAGGAUUUAUCAGAUAUCGAUGAUCCUGUGGGAGAUGCUGAAUAUCAACCUCCUCCCACCAGCAGUGAAGAAGACAGUAGUGGGUGUGAGGACCCCGUGCCACAGCCCUGUCAGCCUAUCAGGGGACGCAAACGUUUGCGCGAGGAAUACGAGGGAUAUCGGUCAGAUCGUGACAUUGCCACAUCACGCACCCCCAGGCGUCGCUCUCAGACACCGCAGGAAGAGGCUGAUGUCUCAGGCAAUGUCUCUGAAGAUACAACACCAGGACCCAGCCAUGAAGAACAGAACAACAAAGGGCGUGGAAUGCGAUGGAAGGCUUCUUCGCUUACCCCACAUCAACCUCCGUUUGACCACGAGGAGGAAACUGUUCAUGACAGAGAAGGCUGGACCCCCCUGGACUACAUACAACAGUAUAUUGACACAGAUUUGAUAAAAAUCAUUGCAGAUUGCUCAAAUGCUACAUCACUGUCUAGAAGUGGAGAUCCACUCAACACAACAGCUGAUGAAAUUUUUCAUUUUUUUGGUGCCUGUAUUUUGAUGUCUUGUGUACCAUAUCCUGCAAUCAAGAUGUAUUGGUCUAAAUCCUUGAGAUUCCCUGCCAUCACUGAAAAGUUCACACGUGAUAGAUUCUUCCGACUGAGGAGGUCACUCAAAGUGCUCAUUGAUGAGGAUGUUCCAGAAGAUCUGAAAGAGUGUGACAAGUUCUGGAAGGUGAGGCCUUUUCUCAACCGCAUUCUGAAAGGCUGCAAAUCUCAGGCUCGGCCACAGUGCGUUUCCAUUGAUGAACAGAUGAUUCCAUUCACAGGAGCUUGUCCAUGUCGACAAUAUCUGCCGAUGAAACCAAACCCAGUUGGCAUCAAAAACUUUGUUUGCGCAACAUCAGAUGGUAUAGUACUGGACUUUGAGAUUUAUCAAGGUGCAGAUGGACUCCGUGAACAAGUUGAAGAACCAGGGAAUCUGGGUUUGGGAGGCUUGGUGAUCGAUCGUCUGUCUCAGACUCUGCAUCCUAAUACAAAUGUGUACUGCGAUCGAUUCUUCACAUCAAUCCAGGCAGUGGAACACAUGAUGAAGAAGCAUCUGUAUAUAACUGGUACAGUUAUGAGGAAUCGAGUUGCUGCUGCAGCGCAGAAAUUGCCAAGUGACAAGACCAUGAAAAAAAAUGGAAGAGGAACCUCAGCACAAGUUACCAAUCUGGAUGGAAACAUUUAUGUCACCAAGUGGUUUGACAAUAAACCAGUGUUGAUGAUGUCUACUGUACAUGCGAGAGAGCCAGAAGACACGUGCCAGCGAUGGGACAAGAAACUGAAACGGCAUGUGACCAUCUCUCGACCAUUUGUUAUCCGUGAAUACAACUCCAAGAUGGGUGGAGUUGACCUUGUGGAUAGAAUGAUGAGCUACUAUCGAAUGAGUGUCCGUACAAAAAAAUGGACACUGCGGAUGCUGAUGCACUUUACCGAUCUGGCUUUAGCCAACAGCUGGCUACUGUACCGCAAAGACCUCACUCUGAAUGACACACCAAAGAAAAACAUCAUGCAGUUCCUUCAAUUCCGCAUGGAAGUGGCCAUGACCUUCUUGGCUCAGAGAGACAAUGACAACUCUGACUUUCCAGAGCAGGAAGAUGACACAGACGUUUCAGUCCAAGGGAAAUUGCGUCCAGUGCAGGAAGUGCCCCACAUCUCAUUCCGCAGAAAGGGUAAUGCACAUCUGCCAGAAGUGGUACACUCAAAGAACGCAUCACGAUGCAGAGCAAAAGGAUGCUCAGGGAAAACUCGAGUGCAGUGUGUUACAUGCAAGGUGUUCCUCUGCUUACAGGCAGAUCGCAACUGUUACGCUGCCUUUCAUACAUAGGCAUGAACAUUUUCCCAAGGCAAAAAAAUGUUGGAGCACUUUUG